Rhinichthys klamathensis goyatoka is the source of this 1777-nucleotide messenger RNA. Its product is annotated as complement component receptor 1-like protein. The transcript is spliced from 12 exons. Lineage: Eukaryota; Metazoa; Chordata; Actinopteri; Cypriniformes; Leuciscidae. The coding region runs from base 176 to 1777 and encodes 533 amino acids. The record is from RefSeq and is a predicted model, not a curated record.
UUCUUCAUGAGAACUAAGAUCUUUCUCCACCCUUCCCUUAUCUAAUUUCCUGCAAGUUAAACAGGCUUUAUAUGCCUCUGAAUCAAACACAGAACAUUGAGAAAAAUCUUAAACACCUAAAGAAAACAAAUAACAUUGGCCUUGAUUAAGGCUGACAUUCACCGACAUUAACAAGAUGGGAUGCAAGGUGUUGUGGCUCAGUGUUGCUCUCAUUCCGUAUCUUAUGAUCUGUGAACAUGUCCGAGCUCAAUGUACACAGCCUUCUUUUGCAUCAAGGAAUGUCAUCUUGUCAGAAUCUUAUCUCUUGACUCAAAGUUUCCCAGAUGGAUCAACCGUAACAUUUGAGUGUGAAAUUGGGCAUAAACCAGUAAACUCAAGAGCAUCUAAAUCUGCUACUUGUGAGAGAAACCAGUGGACAAGUCUGGAAUUAGAGUGCACAAAAAAAACCUGUGGGAGUCUUCCAGAUUUUGAUAAUGGGAGAUAUGAAAGAACUGGGAAUUUAUUUGGUGACAAAGUUACAGCGGUUUGUAACACAGGAUACAUUUUAGAUGGAUUGAUAAAAGACAGAUGGUGCCGAGAUCAGGGAUGGGAUGGCAGAGAUCCUGUCUGUGAAGUGGUGAAAUGUAAGGCACCUCCAGCCAUAGUAAAUGGACAGCUUGAAGAGGGGCCUUUGGACAGUUAUGAUUAUUUGCAGGCCGUGUCCUACAGAUGUAACAGUGGGUUUAGUCUUAUUGGAAAUUCAAUACUUCAUUGUUCUGAGGAUGGGACUUUUAAACCAGAUCCGCCAAAAUGUAUGGAUGGAUGUUUAAAGCCUGAAAUUUCACACGCAACUAGAAUCGGUGGAAGAUCACCCCCCUACAAACUGGGACACUUUAUAGAUUACAAAUGUGAUGAUGGCUUUACAAUGAAAGGAGACUUCCAUAUUGUGUGUGGAGCAACAGGAUGGAACCCUGAACCACCAAAGUGCAUUGCACAAUGUAGACAGCCUUCUUUUGCAUCAAGGAAUGUCAUCUUGUCAGAAUCUUAUCUCUCGGCUCAAAGUUUCCCAGAUGGAUCAACCGUAACAUUUGAGUGUGAAAUUGGGCAUAAACCAGUAAACUCAAGAGCAUCUAAAUCUGCUACUUGUGAGAGAAACCAGUGGACAAGUCUGGAAUUAGAGUGCACAAAAAAAACAUGUGGGAGUCUUCCAGAUUUUGAUAAUGGGAGAUAUGAAAGAACUGGGAAUUUAUUUGGUGACAAAGUUACAGCGGUUUGUAACACAGGAUACAUUUUAGAUGGAUUGAUAAAAGACAGAUGGUGCCGAGAUCAGGGAUGGGAUGGCAGAGAUCCUGUCUGUGAAGUGGUGAAAUGUAAGGCACCUCCAGCCAUAGUAAAUGGACAGCUUGAAGAGGGGCCUUUGGACAGUUAUGAUUAUUUACAGGCCGUGUCCUACAGAUGUAACAGUGGGUUUAGUCUUAUUGGAAAUUCAAUACUUCAUUGUUCUGAGGAUGGGACUUUUAAACCAGAUCCGCCAAAAUGUAUGGAUGGGUGUUUAAAGCCUGAAAUUUCACACGCAACUAGAAUCGGUGGAAGAUCACCCCCCUACAAACUGGGACACUUUAUAGAUUACAAAUGUGAUGAUGGCUUUACAAUGAAAGGAGACUUCCAUAUUGUGUGUGGAUCAACAGGAUGGAACCCUGAACCACCAAAGUGCAUUGGUAAGACUAAAAUGAUUUUAUUAUUGCAUGACUGCAAACCAUUUUAUCUCCUAGUGAUGUCACUCUGUUUAAAGGAGUAG